GGGGGGAUGGAGGCGGUGCGCGCCGGGGCGCGGCUGCCGGUGCUGGUGGAGCAGGUGCUGGGCGACGCGCUGCUCGUCACCCUCCGCUGCGGCGCCCGCAGCUUCACCGGGCUCCUGCUCGACUGCAACAAAAAGUCCGGCCUCUUCUGCCUCCCUCCGCCUUCUCCGCCCGGCCGAGAGGACCCGCCGCCGACGUCCGGCCCGCCCUGGGACCCGCCGCCGACGUCCGGCCCGCCCUGGGACCCGCCGCCGACGUCCGGCCCGCCCUGGGACCCGCCGCCGACGCCGCCCCCUCCUCCGCCGCCUCUGCCGGCGGGCCGGGCGCCCCCCUACCCGCCGUACUUCGAGGGCGCCCCGUACCCGCCGCCCCUGUGGCUACGCCACACGUACCGGCAGUGGGUGCCCCAGCCGCCCCCACGGGGGCUGAAGCGGAGCCGCCGCCGCCGACCGUCGUCCCGGCCGCGCCCGCCGGGCCGCCUGACCCCCAGCACCAUCCGCCUGCGCCCCCGCCGCGUCCUCUGCCAGAACUGCCAGACCUCCCUGGGCCCCGACCAGUCCGCCCACGCCCCCCGCCGCCGGCCCGGGCCCGCCUCGCCCUCACCCCCGGCCCGCCGCCACGGCCACCACCGCGACGGGCCCGCGGAGCCGGGCGGCGGGGCCCGCCGGGGCCGGCCGGAGCGGGGGGCGGCCAGGGGCAGGGCCGGCCGGGGCCCGGGGCGCGGCGAGGCGGUGCCCCGCAGCCCCGUCAUCAAGAUCUCUUACAGCACCCCACAGGGCACGGGGGAGGUGGUGGAGAUCCCCUCCCGCAUCCACGGGUCGCUCCGGCCCUUCUGCCCGCCGCGGGUUCCCCCGGAACCCCCCGCCCCGCUCGCCUCCGUCCCCAAGCUGAAGCUGACGCGGCCCGGGCUCCCGCCCGCCGUCCCUCCCCCGCCCAAGAUCCGCCUGAAGCCGCAGCGGCCGGACGGCGGGGACAGCGCCGUGUCCGUCUACAAGGCGGAGCUGGUCGGCGAGCCCGGCCUCCCGCCCGGAGAGCCCCUCCUCGGCCCCCCGCCCCCGCCGGCCUUCUUCCCCGGCCGGGCCUCGGGGCCGGGCUCGGCCCGGGCGUCCUCGGGGAGCGAGGAGGACGGCGUCGACGAGGAGGAGGAGGACGAGGAGGAGGGGGACGGUGGCGGCGCCCGCGGCGCCCGCCGCUUCCGGGGCUUCGGCCGCGGGCGGCCCGGCCGGGACGACCUGGCCUUCCUGGUCAAUUACCACAAGAGGAGGGCCGAUUCCUCCGGGCUGCCGGUGUGGAGCAACGACAGCCUGGACGAGUCCAAGUCGUCCAGCUCGGAGGCGGCGUCGCCCGCCCCCUGCGACUUCCUGCCCGGCGACGACCUCUCGGUGUCGUCGUCGUCGUCCUCCCGGGACGAGCGCAAGACGGUGCCCCCGCUGACGGUCCGGCUGCACACGCAGAGCGUCCCCCGCUGCGUGACGGAGGACGGGAGGACCGUCUCGGUCGGGGACGUCGUGUGGGGGAAGAUCCACGGCUUCCCGUGGUGGCCCGCCCGGAUUCUCGACAUCAACCUCGGCCAGAAGGCGGACGGGGAUCCCUCGUGGCAAGAAGCCAAAGUCUCGUGGUUCGGCUCGCCCACCACGUCCUUCCUCUCGGUCUCGAAACUGUCCCCCUUCUCGGAGUUUUUCAAACUGCGGUUCAACCGGAAGAAGAAGGGGCUCUAUCGGAAGGCCAUCGCCGAGGCCGCCAAGGCGGCCGACCACCUCAGCCCGGAGAUCCGAGACCUCCUGACCCAGUUCGAGACGUAGCCUGAGACCCGGGGGCCGGGUAGCAGAAGAUAAGAGCACAGCUGCUCUCCUAAAAGUUGACGACUUGGGCAGACAUCCCGACGGGGUCCCGGGCGAUCUCGGGCCGGCCCUCUCCAGACCCGGGGACGCCGAUGACCUUCGCACCUGCGACCGACGCCCGCACCCGAAGCGAGACCAUUGCCCCGGAAGCCUGGAAACGGCCCCCCCUCAGGAGACCAGCAACGACCUGAACUCUGAAUGUAUUUAUUACUUAGCAGAAGAAAUGUUUGCUACCUUCGUUUUUUGGGUUUUUUUUGUUUGAGUUUCUUUUCUUGAUUUUCCCGUCACAGAAAAUUCAGUUUAGAAAACGACUGCUGCUGCUGCUGCUUAAUUAUGGACCGUGCCCACCCGUAGUCCAGGACGAGAGGCCUCGUGACACCCCGUUCCGGGAGAGGGCUGUGGGAGACGGACGCUCGGGAGAACGCAAUCAGCGGAGAUUCCGCUGACACCGGCGUUGGGGGCGAGGGCUUCCGUCUUCCCGAGCGCCAUCGCGUCGUUUUUCUCGUACCCGCGUGCCAUCCCUGGGGCUGAGAAGACGGGCGGGGUGGCGUUUAUCCCCGUCCGUAAGGAGGAGGGACCCGGGGCCCGGAGAGGUCGAGUGACCGGCCCGCGGUCACCCAGCCGGGGAGGGGCUGGCUCUCUGCCGGGCGUGGCCCAAAAGUCAGGGAUCGGGCAGCCGAUCACAACCUGCUGGGGCUCCACCAGGGAAUUAGGGCCGAGCGGGAGGUGAUCCGGCCGGAAUCCCGGACUUCCCCGCCCUUUCUGCGCACACGGAAAAGCCACGCGGCUAACGCGCCGGGGGCGAGAUUCCGCCGGAUCCUUUCACUGGAAGACCCGUGACACCGACCAAAUCAAGGAGGGAGUUUCUUUUUCCACCGAUGGAGAAAAGUUCCAAAUUUCGAAACCACUUGCCCCGAUGCUGGUUAAGGGUUCCUUUCUAUCCUUUUCUUUUCCCCCCCUUAAUGUCACUUUAAAGACCACAGAUAUGUGCUUGGAGCCAGAUUACUCUUCCGUCGGUUUUAAAGUAAGAAAAAUGGAAAAAAAAAAAUAGGAAUAUGGUAAAGUUAUUAAAUGUACAGCUCCGGUAGUUUAAAUUUGUAUAUUUGCUUUAGUCAUGUGGACGGAACUUGAAAGAUUAUCCUGAGGCUGCAGUUCAACGGUACCGAACUUGCAGAUAUUAAAAUGUUAGUUUUGAAAUGA
Ornithorhynchus anatinus (platypus) is the source of this 3039-nucleotide messenger RNA. RefSeq names its product PWWP domain containing 2B (gene PWWP2B). Lineage: Eukaryota; Metazoa; Chordata; Mammalia; Monotremata; Ornithorhynchidae. Gene Ontology annotation, cellular component: nucleus; nucleoplasm. The record is from RefSeq and is a predicted model, not a curated record. The coding region runs from base 7 to 1800 and encodes 597 amino acids. The transcript is spliced from 4 exons.